Messenger RNA from Aspergillus wentii DTO 134E9, 1430 nucleotides. RefSeq lists its product as uncharacterized. The record is from RefSeq and is a predicted model, not a curated record. NCBI's taxonomy places the organism in Eukaryota, Fungi, Ascomycota, Eurotiomycetes, Eurotiales, Aspergillaceae. The transcript has 6 exons. The coding region runs from base 51 to 1430 and encodes 459 amino acids. Gene Ontology annotation, molecular function: carboxypeptidase activity.
UUCUACACCAAACAAUCACAUCUGCCCGGACAAGGACUGACGAACACUGAAUGGAUCAAGCUAAAUGGCGAGAAUUUGGGAUCCCAGACGUGGAAAUCACCUCCCAUGAUACAUCCCUCACAAAUCGUGACACCCAACAACUGACACCGCACAACACCACCGGCCUGGUUGAUGAGGUGCUUCAUGAAGUUAUGCUGGCUGAAAAUGUCACCAAUGAUGGCGACUUCAUUCCGGCAUUCUUUACAGGGCCCGGAAUGGGAAACGUCACAGCGCAGUUCGUCAGUUCGUUCAUUUUUGUAAACUGGGGUUUGAAAGAGGAUAUUGAUGCUUUGCACAACGCGAAUGUCUCCCUCGAGGGCAUAAUUGCCAUCAUGAAAUCCGUGCAGUAUAUCUCCCGCGCAGAACAAGCCGUCAAUGCACUAUUGGCGGGUGCAGUGGGCGUCAUCAUGUAUUCCGACCCCGAGAGCGAUGGCUCCAUCACCGAGGCAAACGGGUAUAACGUCGGCCCAUCGCCAGAGGUCACUGAGGUGAACCUCGCCAUUGACGUGGACCGGUUUGACGGCCAGGUUCAUAAUGCCUUCGGCACCAUCAAAGGCAGCGUGAUGCUGGAUGAAGUGGUCAUCCUGGGAUCCCACAGCGAUGCCUUUGGGGCUGCCCUCAAGACAGGACGGAGACCGGCACGUACGAUCAUAUUCGCCAGAUUUGAAGGUGAGGAAUUCGACCAAACCGGAGCUCGAGGCUGGCUGAAGGAAACCCGCAAAUGGGUGAACGCUGAGCUGAUGGCGUAUCUGAACGUGGUCGUGGCAGGAUCUAGCACGAAGCUGCGUAUCAAGGCGAGCCCAUUGCUGAACAAGGCGCUGGUAGCGGAGGAGACACCAUGGUACGGUGAUCUCGCCUGGGAGUAUCAUACCACGACAGUCAAAAUCUGGGGUUUGAUAGCAACGACUCUCCUCGAGACGCCUGUUCUGGUGAUGAAUGCGGCCGAUUAUGCAUCCGCGCUGGGCCAAUAUCUGGACCAAGUCCGCCAAAACCACCCCUUUCCAUUUGAAUUCAAGUAUGCACCUCUCUACAAUGCGACCGAGCGGUUUGCCCAGGCAUCAAUGCCGUUUGAUCAGCAUGCAGCUGAGCUGGCUAGUCGAUUGGAUAGUCAGCAAGAUACCGAGUCUGCAUUGUACGAAGAAAUCCGCGCCAUCAACCACAAGUAUAUUGCCCCGGAAAGCCAAUUCUCCUUCACUCCCAGUCCGGAUUCCGGCAUGGCCCCUAACCCGCAACAUGCCAUUCAACACAUGACGUCACGGCAUAUGGAUUCAGAGGCUUUCCCGCUUCUUACGUGUUCCUUUGAUGGUGGAUAUGCUACACUGUCUGAGACAGGGAGAGACAUUAUCGCCAGCAGAAUCGAUGCUGCUGCGGACUCACUCAUUCGAGUUUAA